CUAACUACGGGAUACCCAUUCCGCUUCCGCAUUGAAUUUCCAUGAACAACUUAAGAAGGAAGAAAAACCAAGCAUUCUUACGUGAUCGCCACAUAGGAUAUCCAGAGACGCUGAACUGGAAACUGGAUGUUUUCAAUGCGAGGCAAUACCAUCGUCUGUGUUCCCCGUCCCAUAUCAGCCUGUUCGGCUACGCCUGCUUCCUCGUACUCCGCACGCCAUGCGCGCGAGUCUCAAGACCCGGGAGGAAUAUCAGUCGGUUGGUAACAUUGAAGGGCUUUCCAUGGCAUACCAAUGUAUUCCAUGGGAAUCCGGAUCAAAAUUCGGAGUUUGGAGUAGAUACCGAUAUCUUCCCACGUCACUCAGGACACCAUGUGCGACGCCAGGCAUCGUGAGGCAAUUCAACCACCAUUACAUAGAGCAGACACACUUGGGUCAAGCAUAAUACGCUCAAACGAUAUAUACACA
Molecule: messenger RNA, 465 nt
Organism: Aaosphaeria arxii CBS 175.79
Lineage: Eukaryota; Fungi; Ascomycota; Dothideomycetes; Pleosporales
Exons: 1
Coding region: 42-392 (116 amino acids)
Source: RefSeq, a predicted model, not a curated record